Anopheles moucheti is the source of this 684-nucleotide messenger RNA. RefSeq lists its product as uncharacterized. Bases 158 to 442 code for a protein of 94 amino acids. The record is from RefSeq and is a predicted model, not a curated record. NCBI's taxonomy places the organism in Eukaryota, Metazoa, Arthropoda, Insecta, Diptera, Culicidae. The transcript is spliced from 2 exons.
GUUCAUUUGAGGAAGUGCAUCGAGCAAUGCGAACACAACCGUAAGCGGUAAUACACCAUUUCAUCCCUUCACCGAGGGUGGUCUUGUGUGGUGUGAUCUACCUGCGAGCCCAAAAAAGGGUCCUCAUACUGCUUGGCCACGGAUAAAGCGAAGAAAAAUGGCGCUGAAAAUGUACGCCAAAGUGGACGAUCGGAAAGCGGCCGGUGACACUCAACGGCAGAACAACUGGUUCGCAUGGAUUGGUGCAGCAUUUUUGCUGGAACCGAAACACAGCAACAUUAUGCCUUGCUUGGACAUUAGUAAUGAAUGCUCCAUUUGUCAGCAUAACAUUAUCGGCACACAGCGGCUGGAAACACUUUGUGGCCAUACGUUCCAUCGACAUUGUUUGAUGGUUUGGAUGCGCACGUACGCCUUCUGCCCGGACUGUCCCCGAAGGAUGUAGCUUAUUAGGCGUGAUUAGCCACCCUGCGCCACAACGAACGCGACGACGGUUAAACAAUUGUGACGGUCAACGAGAAAUGAAUGAUUGGCAAACGGAGUGAAUAUGUGUGGACAAACCGCUUCCUGCUUUUUAUCCGUGAGAUUAAGUAGCUUUUCGCUGCAAGUGUUUAUAUUAAGUUUCCUUCUUCGUCGACCUGCUUUCUACGUACCGCGAAGUAUUAUACUCUGCUUAUUAUUACUUUU